Molecule: messenger RNA, 3147 nt
Organism: Plenodomus lingam JN3
Lineage: Eukaryota; Fungi; Ascomycota; Dothideomycetes; Pleosporales; Leptosphaeriaceae
Molecular function (GO): metal ion binding
Source: RefSeq, a predicted model, not a curated record
AUGGGCUCUCUUCAGCCAGCCUCGUAUUUUAAAAAAAUACAAAACUUCAGGGCCGACUAUGCAGACGCCGAAUUCACCCAAUAUGAGUCUCAAAGGACCGGAUUACGCGUGGUAGUGGUCGACAGGAAAGGUCCAAAAGUCUAUGGAAACUUUGCCGUAGCUACUGAGAUUCACGACGAUUCGGGUUCCCCACAUACGCUCGAACAUCUAUGUUUUAUGGGCUCGAGGAAGUAUCCUUUCAAAGGCGUACUCGAUAAGAUUGCCACUCGGUCGUACUCUGACACCAAUGCCUGGACAGACACAGCUGAAACUGUGUAUACAUUAUCAACUGCAGGUUGGGAAGGAUUCGCUCAACUGCUUCCCAUCUAUCUUGAUCACCUGAUCGUUCCUACAUUGACUGAUGCUGGAUGCUACACCGAAGUACAUCAUGUCGAUGGCAAAGGUGAAGAUGCUGGCGUUGUCUACUCCGAGAUGCAAGGCCGACAGAACUUGCAGGGCGAUCUGAUGGAUCUUCAAAUGCGUCGUCUGCUGUAUCCCGAAGGCGACGGAUUCCGAAUGGAGACUGGAGGCUUAAUGGAGAACUUACGAGUGCUAACGGCCGAACGUAUUCGCCAGUUUCACCGGGACAUGUAUCAACCGAAGAACAUUCGACUUGUCAUCAUUGGCGAGGUUGAUCAUACAGACCUUUUGAACGUCCUGGACGCAUUUGAGGAACAGGUGGCAGAUCGUGUCCCUCCGUUCGAUGCUCCGUUCAAACGUCCUUGGGUGGAUUCGAAGCGUACCCCACCACUAAGCAAGACCAUUGUGGAUACUGUCGAGUUUCCUGAAGAGGAUGAGUCAACAGGCGAGGUUCAAAUUGCAUUCCUCGGUCCUGAGUCAACGGACGAUUUGGGUGAAACUGCUAUCAACACCUUACUCAUGUAUCUUGCUGGAUCUUCUGUAUCUGUCAUGGUCAAUAAGCUUGUUGAGAAGGAACAUCUCGCGAGCAUGGUGGAUUUUUGGGUCAAGGGCCAUUAUGAUAUGAUCAUCUGGUGGACCCUGUCAGCCGUGGAGACAAGCAAGCUUGCAGAGGUUGAGAAGCGUUUCUUCGAACUACUAGAGGAGCAUGCUUCCAAGCCACUGGACAUGAGUUAUCUCAAGGACUGCCUACAUCGUUUCCAGCGCCAGACUCGAUAUGCAUCAGAGAUUGGUCAGGAUGAGUACAAGGACCCUAUCAUCAAAGAUCAUUUAUUUGGUGAUCGCGAUGGUUCACAUCUCAAGGAUGCCAUGGCCACGCUACAUGUGUUUGAGAAGCUAGAGAAGUGGACUGAAGAAGAUUGGCGAUUGUACCUGAAAAAGUGGAUGGUAGAUGCUCAUCAUGUGUCCGUCCUUGGCAAACCGUCCAAAGCCUUGUCCGAAAAGAUGAAAGCAGACGAAGUGGCUAGAGUUAAAGCACAACAAGCGAAGCUGGGCGAGGAAGGCAUGAAGAAACUUGCUACCAAACUCGCAGAGGCCCAAGCGGAAAACGACAAACCAAUCCCGGAGGAAAUCAUUGCUAGUGUCAAAGUCCCAAGUACGGAAUCGAUACACUUCUUCGAGACUAUUACUGCCCGGUCUGGACUCGCAAAGAAGCUGGGUGUCCCUGACAAUAAGAUACAAAAGAUCAUUGACAAGGACGAAGGUGGACUACCCCUCUUCAUUCAUUAUGAGCAUAUACCGACCUCAUUUGUUCAUUUUGGCCUGGCGCUCGGUACAGGAAAUCUGCCUACCCAUCUGAAACCUCUGCUCGGAGUGUACCUCAGCAAUUUCUUUGCUACGCCUGUUGUGAAAGAUGGCAAGCGAAUGGAAUUUGAGGAAGUCAUUACCAAGCUUGAGCAAGACACGAUCGAGUUCUCCAUGGACCAGGGAUCUGGUAUUGGGAACACGGAGAUGAUCUAUAUUUCCUUCGUCGCUGAAGCUAACAAGUUCGAUACGGUCGUGCAGUGGCUGAAGACCAUGUUGGUCGAUUCCGUGUUCGACACUGAACGUGUGAUCUCCACGGUCAAAAAGAUGCUGGCUGACGUGCCGGAUGAGAAGCGCGACGGCAACGGCAUGGCUUUUGCAGUAGACCGCCUGAUUCACUACGAUGCAGCCUCGUCGGUCCGUGCCACCAACACACUUGUCAAGGCUGUCUACCUCAAGCGAAUCUCGAAGCUGCUCAAGACGGAACCUCAACAGGUGCUUGACAAACUGGAGGAGUUGCGGAAACACCUGCUCACCUUUUCAAAUAUGCGCGUCCUCACAAUCGCUAACUUGGAGACACUAUCCAGCCCGGUCUCAACAUACAAACAGCUUACUGAUGCGUUCCAACCCGGCCCAGAGCCCACGAUAAAUCCAAUCGAUGACCGGAACAAGGUGCUUUCAGAAGUUGGCCGUAAUCCAGGCGGAGCACACUAUGUCAUCACCAUGCCCAUCGAUUCCUCCUUCGCCGUCUUAACAACCAGGGGCCCCAAGGGAUACACAAACCCACAACUCCCCGCACUCAUGGUUGCUCUCGCCUACCUAGAUGCCGUCGAGGGUCCCAUGUGGUCGUCAAUUCGUGGCACCGGCCUCGCCUACGGCACGAAUUUCUUCCGCGACCCAGAGACUGGACUCCUCAAGUUCCGCAUCUACAAAUCGCCCAAUGUCUUCUCGGCUUUUAACAAGGCCAAGACGGUGGUCCGCGAAUACGGAGACGGUACGCGCAAGUUUGACAAGCUAGCGCUCGAGGGUGCGAUCAGCUCUAUUGUGCGCGACUUUGUGGAUGAGCGAAUGAGCAUUGUGGACGCCGCGCGCAGCUCCUUCAUCGAUCUUGUUACCAGGGGUGUGGGAAAGGAGUGGCAGGAGUGGGCGCUGCGUGAGGUGCGAAAGGUCAGCGAGGCAGAUGUGCAGAAGAUUCUAAAGGAGGUUGUCUCCAAUGCCUUUGUACCAGACAAGGCUGACCUCGUCGUUACUUGUGGUGGCAUCAUGACCGAGGGUCUUAAGAAGGACUUUGAGGACGCUGGCUUCAAGAUCCAACUCAAGCAGCUUACCGACUUCCAAGAUACAUAUGGUUUAGAGGGGGAAGAGGACGAGAAUGAGGACGAGGACGAAGAGGACGAGGAUGGCAGCGACGAAGACGGUGAUGACGGCUCGGAGACGGAGGUGUAA